AUGAGUAUAGGCCAGAGUUCUAUCCGGUUACACGAGAUGCAGGAACAGAAAUCCAUGCAUUGGCCAGAAGUCUUCAAAACUGUCUUCGAAAUCAGCUUCUUCAUUGCUCAAACUCUCUUUAUUCUCAUUUACCAUCGACUAGGGGAAGAGGAGAUUCGAGGACUAUGCUUUGAAAGGAUUUUUGGUGUUCAAGCUGAGAUGGUAUUUCUUUAUCCUAAAGACCCUCUUCACUUGAGAAAGAUGCUUAGAGUUUAG
Messenger RNA from Rodentolepis nana, 255 nucleotides. The record is from the annotation of a GenBank genome assembly. Lineage: Eukaryota; Metazoa; Platyhelminthes; Cestoda; Cyclophyllidea; Hymenolepididae.